This is a messenger RNA of Pararge aegeria (speckled wood butterfly), 1055 nucleotides long. RefSeq lists its product as uncharacterized. The record is from RefSeq and is a predicted model, not a curated record. The coding region runs from base 1 to 1041 and encodes 346 amino acids. The transcript has a single exon. NCBI's taxonomy places the organism in Eukaryota, Metazoa, Arthropoda, Insecta, Lepidoptera, Nymphalidae.
AUGUCCGUCUGCUACGUUUGCAAUGUGAAAGUAACUGUUACCCAAAAGCGAGUGAAAUGUUCACUAGCCCAAUGUUCAUAUCUGUAUCACCUAGAAUGUGUGGAACUCCCAGAGGACUCACCAGCCGUGCGGAGUAAGUGGGUUUGCCCAGCUUGCGUGGCUUCGCGACCGAAAGGAGAUAACAGUAAUACACCGGUGCAAAACAAAAUACCGGGAUUGUGUGACAAAGUGGACCCCCCUGCCUUUCCUGUAACUCUGUUUUCUGAUAGUGAGACUAUGGUGUCUGUUAAUGCGAUGCAAGACUUAAUUCGCGCUGAAAUUAAAUCAAUGGCAUGUGGUAUUAAUGACUUAUUGAGGGAGUCGAUAGGCAAGGAACUUAAGAGUAUAAAGAUUGAUCUGUCAGAGUUCAAAUCCUCUUUUGAGAUGUUCAGUGCCAAAUAUGAAGAAAUCUCCAAAAGGGUGGACAACAUAGAAAUAAAUUUAAAAAUGUUAAAGUCUACUAAUUCUGAAAUUAAUGCUGUUUGUACAUCUUUGAAUAAAAUUGAAACUGAACUGAACACAAAAGAACAAUGGGCUAGGAGGUCCAAUAUAGAAAUCAUUGGGGUCCCUGAGAAAAAGGGAGAAAACCUAUUGGUUAUCUUAAAAGAACUCUGUCUAAAAGCUGAUUUCCCUAUAAACCCGGAUAUUGACAUUGAUUUUGUGACCCAUGUUGCUCCUAGUAUUAAUAACUUGAAGAAGCCCAAGCCCAUUAUAGUGAGAUUUUUAGCCCGCCACAAGAAAGACAAUUGCCUGAAUCGCCUCCGUAAGCUCAAAAAUCUACAAGCAACUGAGAUUGGAUUUGUUGGGAGCAACUCUUCGGUUUAUUUUAAUGACCACUUAACUCGUGCUAAUAAAGUUCUCCUACAACAGGCCAAAAAACGUGCCCAGGAGAUGAACUAUAAAUAUACUUGGGUCAAGCAUUGUUGUAUUCUAGUGCGUCGUGAUGAUACUAGCCCUAUUAUAAAUAUCUUAUCUGCUCAAGAUUUAAACAGUAUAAAAUAAGUGAUUUAUUGUUU